AAAAGAGAUGUAGCUGACCCAAAUGAUUCUCCAUUUCAGGGCAGAAUCGGAGAGAAGUCUGGCUACUUCCCAGCGAACUAUAUCAUCAGAGUGCGGGCUGGAGAACGUGUGCAUAAAGUUACCCGCUCGUUUGUGGGCAAUAAGGAAAUGGGUCAGAUCACCCUGAAGAAAGAUCAGAUUGUGGUGCAGAAAGGGGAGGAGGUGAAUGGCUACAUUAAAGUUUUCACGGGCCGCAAGGUGGGAAUGUUCCCCGUUGACUUCCUCGAAGAGAUCUGAGCGGCUGCAGGAGCCGGGAGAAGGCUCCUCGCAGCGGGUUGUUCCCGACCCCUGACUUCCCACCCCGGCGUCGACCUGGCCGAGGUCAUGGUUCAUGGCUGCGCCCGAGCCCAGCUGGAAGGAGUCUUCGAGACAAACAUGGAGGACUGUUGCUACGGAGACCUACUUUGGUGUGUUAGGAAAGCGGUGUUGCGAUGCGAGGCAGAUAGUUUGAUGUUCUUUGUGUCCUGAGGGUAGCACGCGCUCGCAUGAGAAUUCCCAGUGUUGGAAUUUCGCUUUGGUUUUUGCAGGGAUUUUGAAGAAAAAUCUGCCUCAAAGCGUUCGUGGGAUCCAUUUUAAUCCAGUGACAGGUUUUUUUUUCUCUUUUUUUUGUUUUCAACACCCGAGUGGCCAGUGACAAGCAGUGCCCUUCUCAAAGGGCAACGGCUGUGUGAUCAAAAAAGUGAAGGGGAGGGUGGGGAUUAAAUCAAAAUCAAGUUGGAGAGGGACAUAAAACACUCAAGUGAAGGAUUUUAUCGACUCUUUAUUGACUGCCACGCCAAGCAAUCAAACGACAGAGGACAGUGAGGCUGGCAUAGACUUUAAGAAAGGCCGGAGGCUUCACUCAGCCUGUUCCCACGUCUUUAAUGGCCGCGCAGAGUUUUAAACCCCUUCCUAUCUCGUGAAUCCCUCUGCUGCCCACAGCGCAGGCUGUCAAUCAAGGAAAUGGAUCCUCAUCCGUGACAUUUUCCGUGGUGAGGAAUUCCCGUAAACAGGGAGUUAGAGGCCCAGCUCAGGAAUGGAAGGGAGGGGGAAGCGCAGUGGGCUGGGGAGGAGGGAGCUGAGAGCAGGUCACUGCUUGGAAACAGCUCUCAUUUGACACGCUGCCAUUAGACACUGCACAAUUAAUUUCAGAUUUGUUACAGUGUGCUCCUAUUUAUAGCAUUGGGUCGCUGCUGUCUGAUUUUCAGUUUUGCUGUGAUUGUGGAUUUAUUUAUAGUUGUUCGCGUUAAUGUCCUGAUUUAGACUUUUGCUCCCACUGAGUUUGACUUAAUUUGAGGUAUUUUCACCUCCUCGUUCUUUAUUUACGAGUUGACCCCAAUAAAGUCUCCACAUUCUCUUUCAAAGGAGCGCGGAGUCCAAGC
Messenger RNA from Chiloscyllium plagiosum (whitespotted bambooshark), 1400 nucleotides. NCBI's taxonomy places the organism in Eukaryota, Metazoa, Chordata, Chondrichthyes, Orectolobiformes, Hemiscylliidae. The record is from RefSeq and is a predicted model, not a curated record.